GCUCCGCAGCCUCCCGUGUCGCGGGACCCCGCAAUCGCCCCCCCCGCCUUUCUCUCCCGGCCCAGGACACGGCAUCGUGGCGCCCGGCUCCUUCGCAGCCCCGCAUCACGCGCAGGCGAGCCGCAGGGAGAGGGGCCGCGGCGCAGGGCGCGGCGGCUGCCCCGUGCCCGGCAGUGCCCAGUGUCCCGGCCGUGCAGCAGCAGCAGGAGGACUCACGCGCAGCCCGGCUGCAGGGCCUGGAAGAGAGGCUGGCGGCGGCCGAGAAGAUGCUCGCUGACGUGAUGAAAGGCUCGGCGGAGGUCGGGAGCCAGCUGGCCGCGCUGGGCACCCUCCUGCAGGGCUACGAGCAGCUCCAGCGGCGCCUGGAGAAAGUGGAGAACCUGCUGAAAAACAGGAACUUCUGGAUCCUGCGGCUGCCGCCGGGCACCCGAGACAAGGUCCCCAAGGUGCCGGUGACGUUCGAUGAUGUCUCCGUCUACUUUUCGGAGUCAGAGUGGGGAAAGCUGGACAAGUGGCAGAAGGACCUUUACAAGACCGUGAUGACGGGGAACUACGAAUUGCUGAUCUCUCUGGAUUACGCCAUCUCCAAACCGGACCUCCUGUCCCGCAUCGAGCGGGGCGAGGAGCUGUGUGUCGCCGAGGACGGGGAGCGUCGCCCGGAGCCCAGCACAGGAGCAGAACCUGCUGUUCUUGCCCCUGGAGUUGAUUCUUGGGCAGAGAAAGACGACGAUCCCUGUGCUGGUGUUCAAGGAGACUCAGAAGAGCAAGAUACUCCUGCAGAUGACACCACCAUGGCCGAAGACAGCUGCGUCGUCAAGGUGGAGGAGAGGGCGACCGUGAGCCCAGAGCCGUGGGGCGCGUUACUGGCCGAGCCGGGAGAGCCUCUUCUCUGGGGCAGGGAGACCUGGGCGCCGGGCGGCGUGCAGGGCGCUGCCGGCCGCCGAGAGCAGAGGCUGCCCGGGAGCAGCCCGCGGGCGCCUGGCGUGGGCCGGAGGGACUGUGGCGACUUUGCGGCGGCGGCGCGGUGGGAGAGCCCCGCCGGGGCGGCGGCGUGCCUCUGCGGCCCGCGCUGCGGCGCGGGCUUCCCCGAGGAGCGGGGCCGCCUCCGAGCCCGCCCGCGGAAGGAGGAGCAGCAGCGCCGGUGCGCCCGCAGCUUCGGCACGCAGGCCAGCCUGGACAGGCACCAGUGCCGCCCCACGGACAGGCUGCACAAGUGCAGCAAGUGCCGGCGCUCCUUCCGCCUCCUGUUCAGCCUGCUGCAUCACCAGCAGGGCCACGAGGGGCAGCGGGGCCACCCCUACGUCUGCUCCGACUGCGGGCGCACCUACAAACACUACUCCAGCAUGAGGCGCCACUGCCUGAGCCACGCGGGGCUGCGGCCCUUCGGCUGCCCGCAGUGCGGCCGGGCCUUCAUGCGCAGGGAGCACCUGCGCGGGCACUGGCGGCUGCACACGGGCGAGCGCCCCUACGAGUGCAGCGUCUGCCUCAGGCGCUUCACCCGCAAGCACUACCUGCUCGAGCACCAGCACAGGCACGCCAGGGAGCGCGUCCGGGACUGGCUGGCGGAGCGGAGCCGCGCGGGCGCCCCGCCGCUCCCGGGAGCGAGCGGGCGCUGGAUCCUCCCGGCCGCGGCCCCCGGGGCCCCGGGCAGGGAACAAAGGGCCAUGGCCGCGGGGGCUCCCGCUCAGGCUCCCCAGCUGGCCGUGCCGCCCGCCGGCCCCGAGCGGACCUCCGAGCGGGAGACGCAGACCGCCGAGCUCUCCCUCACCCUGGUGGCGGCCGUCCAGGCGGUGGAGGGCAAGGUGGACUCGCACUCCACCCGGCUGCUGGACCUGGAGGGGAGGACGGGCACGGCCGAGAAGAAGCUCCUCGACUGCGAGAAGACGGCCGCCGAGCUGGGCAACCAGCUGGAGAGCAAGUGGGCCGCGCUGGGCACCCUCAUCCAGGAGUACGGGCUGCUCCAGCGGCGCCUGGAGAACAUGGAGAACCUGCUGAAGAACAGGAACUUCUGGAUCCUGCGGCUGCCGCCGGGCAGGAAGGGAGAGGUGCCCAAGGUGCCGGUGACGUUUGACGACGUGUCCGUCUACUUCAACGACAAGGAGUGGGAGAAGCUGGAGGAGUGGCAGAAGGAGCUUUACAAGAAUGUGAUGAAGGGGAACUACGAAUCUUUGAUCUCCCUGGACUAUGCAAUUUCCAAACCUGGUGUUUUGUCCCAGAUUGAGCAAGGAGAGGAGUCACGGGUCGGGAAUGAGCAGGACUUGGAGGAGCGAGAGAUCAUUACUGAUGCCACCGCAGCUGGUAUAAGGGUCGUGAUCAAAACAGAGGAGCUCCUUCCUGAAGACAGCCCCGAGAACCCGGAGCUGCAUGGCAUGUCGGGGCAGUCGGAGGGGAGUUUCCAGAGUCCGGAUGAAGAGGCGGCCUGCGAGAGCCCCUAUGGCUCGGUUUCCCCUCCGAGAGACCUCCCGGGGACCAGCCUGGGCGACCCCUCCGAGUACGGAGCCGACUUCAGCGAGAUCCAGCGGGUCAUCGUGCACCACGGGAGCUGCGCAGAGGACGGGAUCGUGAUUAAGACGGAGGAGGAGGAGGAGGAAGAGGAGGACCCGGACACGCUGGAGCCGUGCGCCAUGUUCUCGGGCAGGACGGAGACGCCAGCGUUCGCGAGCCACGAGGCCGGGCUGGGCUGCGAGGCGCAGUGCAGCUCCAAGGCGCAGCCCCGGAGCCUGGCCGCCGGCCGCGCGGGCAAGGCCCCCGCCUGCGAGAGGGACCCCGGGGAGAUGAAGCCGGUCAUCGUCCACCAGCGCAACCGGACGCGGGAGAGGCCCUACAUCUGCCCCGAGUGCGGGAAGAGCUUCAUGCUCAAGAUCAACUUCAUGAUCCACCAGCGGAACCACCUCAAGGAAGGGCCCUACGAGUGCCACGACUGCGACCUCAGUUUCCGCAACAAACAGCAGUUCCUGCUGCACCAGCGCGGCCACCCGCGCCGCGCCGUGGGGGUGCCCCGGCGCCCCGAGCACGGCCUCAAGCCCCAGCCGCGGCCCCCGCCCCCGGGCAAGCCCUACAAGUGCUCCGAGUGCGAGAGCAGCUUCAGCCACAAGUCGAGCCUCAGCAAGCACCAGAUCACCCACGUCGGGGAGCGGCCCUUCACCUGCGGCGAGUGCCGGCGGAGCUUCCGCCUGCAGAUCAGCCUCAUCAUGCACCAGCGCAUCCACGCCGGCAAGAGCGACAUGGCCUUCCUCUGCCCCCAGUGCGGCAAGAACUUCACCCGGCCCUCGCACCUCCUGCGGCACCAGCGGACUCACACCGGCGAGCGCCCCUACCAGUGCAGCCAGUGCGAGAAGACCUUCAGCGAGAAGUCCAAGCUCACCAACCACUACCGCAUCCACACGCGGGAGCGGCCCCACGCCUGCGCCGUCUGCGGGAAGGGCUUCAUCCGCAAGCACCACCUCCUGGAGCACCAGCGCAUCCACACGGGCGAGCGGCCCUACCACUGCACCGAGUGCGGCAAGAACUUCACCCAGAAGCACCACCUCCUGGAGCACCAGCGGGCGCACACGGGCGAGCGGCCCUACCCCUGCACCGAGUGCACCAAGUGCUUCCGCUACAAGCAGUCCCUCAAGUACCACCUGAGGACGCACAUGGGAGAGUGAGGGGCUGCUCACGGCUUCCCCUCCCUCCUUCCCUCCCUCCUUCCCUCCGUCCCUCCUCAUCUCCCCCAGCCCCUUCUCCCCCCACCCCGGCUCAGGGCAUGGACAUCAACAGGGCACGGACAUCAAGGAAGCUUUGGGUGGUAGCGCCGCCGGUCUGGUGGAGACAGCUAGGCUGAUUGGAAAUAAAUUAAUUAAUUAAAGCAAGCAACGCGCGGCAAAAUUAAAAAGAUUAUAUAUAUAUAUAAUUAACUGAAGCAGCUGAUUUAGGGGGAGUCCUCACCUUCCAGAAAAAGAAAAAAAGAAAAAAAAAAAAAGGAAAGAAACCUGUACAGGGUGUUUUGCCAGAGUAGGACUCUUAACUGCUUUUUAAAUCUACUGUUUGGUUUUUUUUAAUAAAUGUGGAGGAACUUUUCGUUUGG
This is a messenger RNA of Rhea pennata, 4066 nucleotides long. Its product is annotated as zinc finger protein 777-like. The transcript is spliced from 11 exons. The coding region runs from base 267 to 3647 and encodes 1126 amino acids. Gene Ontology annotation, biological process: regulation of DNA-templated transcription. The record is from RefSeq and is a predicted model, not a curated record. Lineage: Eukaryota; Metazoa; Chordata; Aves; Rheiformes; Rheidae.